AAGGUGGAAUGUCACGGUACCCACUCUGAUUACAGCCUUUAUUAAUAUACUCCUGGAUGAUCCUUUUUGAUGUCCAUGAAAGUUGUCAUCAACAUGGCAAAAGACGGGCAAGGAAUCACUGAGAUUGAUCAAGAGAAAUAUGAUGCUGAUGAGAAUGUCAAAAUUAUCUGUCUGGGAGACAGCGCAGUUGGAAAGUCAAAGUUAAUGGAACGAUUCCUUAUGGAUGGAUUUCGUCCACAACAGCUCUCAACCUUUGCUCUGACACUCUAUAAAUAUACUACAACUGUAGAUGGCAAGACUGUCCUUGUAGACUUCUGGGAUACAGCAGGGCAAGAAAGAUUCCAAAGCAUGCAUGCUUCCUAUUAUCACAAAGCACAUGCCUGUAUCAUGGUAUUUGAUGUACAAAGGAAAAUUACGUACAAGAAUCUUACCAGUUGGUACCAGGAGCUGCGGGAGUACAGACCAGAGAUUCCUUGUAUUGUUGUGGCAAACAAGAUUGAUGCCGAUCUUCGUGUGACUCAGAAAGGAUUUAACUUUGCGAAGAAGCACAACCUGCCAUUCUACUUUGUGUCUGCUGCAGAUGGUACCAAUGUGGUAAAGUUGUUUACAGAUGCCAUCAAACUUGCUGUAUCUUACAAACAGAACUCACAAGAUUUCUUAGAUGAAGUGAUGCGGGAACUGGAGAACUUUGAGCUUGAGAAGCCCGAAGACCAAUCUCAUAAUGAGGAGACUUCUGAAGACAACGACUUACAAAAAGCUGUGUGAGAUGCUAUCUAAAGAAGACUUGUGAAUGCAGUGCUACAAAUGUUCUAUGACGUUG
Molecule: messenger RNA, 820 nt
Organism: Nanorana parkeri
Lineage: Eukaryota; Metazoa; Chordata; Amphibia; Anura; Dicroglossidae
Product: rab-like protein 2A
Exons: 8
Coding region: 70-765 (231 amino acids)
Cellular component (GO): Golgi apparatus; endosome
Molecular function (GO): GTPase activity; GTP binding
Source: RefSeq, a predicted model, not a curated record